AUGGGAGAAGCCGGUGUGCAUGCUCAGCUUUCUUUGAAACAGAAAACAAUCUACGCGAACAUCUCGAAGAAUAUCGGUCCCGCGAACAGCACCUGCAAGCUGAACUCGAGCGGUGUCGAACCCAUUCAAGGAUCAAUGGCGAUGACUGCCGAGACAGGAGCGAUAACGAUCAAGGCGAAAGCGAUGAUGACAGAAACGCCGGAAAUACUAUUGGCGCAGCUCGUGAGCGAAUUCAUUAGACAUGCCGGUAGACAUGAUGGAGCAUGUGAUAGAAAGCGAGCAUUCGUCAAGAAAACAUGCGAUGAACUACGCGAACAAUCCGACAUACAACUAGCUCUCGCAAUGAGGCAGUGUCGAUCGGGAGUUAUCAUGGGGAAGAAACGGAAAUGGGACGUGGCAACUUUGGGCUCCGAUUUCUCGGGACCUCGAGCCGACUUCGACGGCGGUAUGACGGCUUUGGACAAAAGUCUUCGCCAGAUCAAUGAGAGUGACAGUCUUCGCCAGCUUGGCUCAGCUCACAUUGAUCUAUCUGCACCCUCAAUUCCGAUGCAGUCGCCUAUAACAUUACCUCGGCUGGCCACCAUGGCCGAUCCUAUUAACCCGAACAUGUCAUCGGAGGAAAUGUACUUCAAUACCGGAGAAGGUCAAACCCAAGGUUUUGACUUGCUACAAGAUUUUGAUGCCCCUAUCCUUCAGAUUAUGAACAGUGUCCCAGCAUUGACGACCGGAUGGGCGGCACAAGACGAUAUUAUAGAUAUGACCACAGAAGUUACAGCAAUGAGCGCUAACCCUCUGUGCUUCCACCCGGACCCUCAAACGUGA
Molecule: messenger RNA, 822 nt
Organism: Penicillium waksmanii
Lineage: Eukaryota; Fungi; Ascomycota; Eurotiomycetes; Eurotiales; Aspergillaceae
Exons: 4
Coding region: 1-822 (273 amino acids)
Source: RefSeq, a predicted model, not a curated record